Messenger RNA from Rhodamnia argentea, 633 nucleotides. RefSeq names its product chalcone synthase-like. Gene Ontology annotation, biological process: polyketide biosynthetic process. Gene Ontology annotation, molecular function: acyltransferase activity, transferring groups other than amino-acyl groups. The transcript is spliced from 2 exons. Lineage: Eukaryota; Viridiplantae; Streptophyta; Magnoliopsida; Myrtales; Myrtaceae. The coding region runs from base 1 to 633 and encodes 210 amino acids. The record is from RefSeq and is a predicted model, not a curated record.
AUGGGAUCUUCAGAUGGCAAUGUCCCACCAGCAAUCCUGGCCAUCGGCACUGCCAAUCCUCCAACUUUUAUAAAUCAGGACGAUUUUCCUGAUUUUCUCUUUCGGGUCACGAAUUCUGAGCAUUUGACUCGCGUUAAGGAGAGGUUCACCCACUUAUGUAACAGAUCUGGCAUGAAGAAGCGUCAUUUUGUCAUGACAGAAGAAAUUUUCGAGGAAAAUCCGUGUAUAAGCUCUUCCGGUGCCGCUUCGCUCAACCUAUGUCAAGAUUUGGCCAUCAAGGUGCACCCAGAAUUGGCAAUGGAAGCAGCAACCAAGGCCAUCGACGAAUGGGGUCAACCAAAAUCGGCCAUCACCCAUGUCAUCAUGUGCUCUUCGUCUGGCGUGGACAUGCCUGGCUCAGAUGCGAAGCUCGUCCAGCUCCUCAGCCUUUCCCCUUCUGUCAACAGGCUCAUGCUCUACAGUCACGGCUGCCAUGCCUCAGGGACCGUCCUCCGGAUCGCCAAGGACAUCGCUGAGAACAAUCCUGAGGCACGAAUUCUCGCGGUUUCCGUCGAGACAACUAUCCUUCCGUUUCAAGCACCUAGUGUGACGCCUGGGAAAUUUGGACUAUGUAAAUGUGCCCGAAUUCAAUAA